CUGGAUGCUUUCAACAGAGAGUUAGAUAGAGCUCUUAGGGAUAGCGUAGUUAAGGGAUAUGGAGAGAAGGCAAGAAUGGGGUACGGAUUGUGGAUGAUCAGCCAUGAUCACAUUGAAAGGCAGUGCUGGCUCGAAGGGCCAAAUGGCCUACUCCUGCACCUAUUGUCUAUUGUGAGAGUUGGCUGAAAAUUGAAGUGAGUGAAGGAAACUAAAGUAUCCUUUCCCCAGUCAACAUUUCAACCACUGAAGCCCUAAGCGCAGUUAGUUGAGUAUGAUGGACAAAUGGCAUAGUUUGUGCCCUACACUUCCCCAAACCAGAUCUUAUUCCAAGCUCUGGCUUGGCCAAGAUUACAGGCUGGAUGAUGAAACAACUCAAGGAUGGAUUCAAAGCCUUCUGGAAAAGUGCACCUUACCUGAUUCCUGCAUCUCCGGGCCCAAGGCUGCUCAGGUUGGAGAAGGAGAGUUUGGGAUGGAUUGUGGGCUUCCAGUCCAUUUGUUAGGAGUUUCAAAGCUUUGCGUAAAUGGCAGGAGUGCAUCACCUACAGUCCACAAAACCAGAGUGAACACAAGACAUUCUCAAUCCUAGAGAGUCUUCAUCUAAAGAAGGGUGCCCACCCAAAAAGGUCAUCUGUUCCUAUUCCCCAGAGAUGCUGUCUAACCAAAAAACACAGUUUUUUGUGCCUAUCUUCGGUUUGUCAGCAUCUGCAGUUCCUUCCUGUACAUUCUCAAUCCGAAUGAAUUGUAAAAAAAAAACUUAAUUCAGCCAUAAGAAGAAGACGACAUCUACCUGUUUUGUUUCACUUCAUUAUUCAUGAUGAUGCAUUUUUUGCUGCCUAGACCCUAGGUUCUGUAAUUUAUUUUCUAAAAUUGUACAUCUCUCUCCUUCUCCUCCUUUAAGGGGCUUCUUAAAAGCUCUAAAAGUGUUCUAAUCUCCUUUAUAUAUCUUAAUAUCAAAUUUGGAUUGCUUAUGCUGCAGUGAAUUCUUGUUGAGGUAAUUUGCUGCACUAAAACUGCUGUACAAGUGUAAGGCAUUUUUAUUGGCAGCUGUUAAUUAUUCAACGCACAAAUCAAACUCCAUGUACCUGGGCGUGGUAAUGUACGUAAUACACAGGGACAAGCUUUUCACGUCAAACUGGUUCGCCAAGUUUUAUUUAAUAAAGUCAAUGACACCAGUCGCUAUGCUCACACAGUCUGUGGAGUUUCUCUGACAUUCAGUUCAUCCUACAGUCUUCUAUAAAUCACUGCAAGUGAAGUGCGGUACUUCAGACAUCAGGACUUCGCCAGAAACUCUACGCUUCAAAACUCCAGCAAUGUCUUCCCCUAAGAACUUUUAUGGCAAUUACUUGCCAGAACACGUUCAACCUCCAGCGUACGGAAAUAGCCAGGAAUGGUUUCCACCACCACCCUACCCCAGUGUGCCACAGGGCCAACCUCCUUACAACAGCUCUGGACAAUAUCCUUCUGCACCUUACCCCAGCAGUGGGAAUGCUCCACACCAACCUUAUUACAUCCCCACUCCAGGACCAAAACAUCCACCAACUCAAGUCACCCAAGGCAACGGUCGCAAACCUACACAAUGCUGCGAUCCAAAGAGGAGGACCUACUGUUAUAUCAUCUCCCUGUUUCUGGGCCUAUCCAUUGUUGGCAUUGGUGCUUGGAUUGUUAUCAAGUUUGUGAUGGACAGUCCAACCCAGUCGAUCCGCCAAUGCUCCAGCUCAGUGACUCGGUGCAAUGGCAUCAGUGAAUGUGACGAUAACAGCGAUGAGCUGGGAUGUGUGCGAUUUGACGGAGUGGAAUCACGGCUGGAGGUCUAUGGGUGGCAACAAAAGCAAUGGUCACCUGUUUGUUACACAGACUGGAGUAAAACUUUGGCAAGCAAGACAUGUCAACAACUGGGAUUCACAAGUUAUUUCCACACCAAGCGUGUGAUUGGAGACUCUUCUUCAAACCUUGUUAUCAACGCAGAACAACAACUGACCAACCUACAAAGUAUCCUGAGCUACAGCUCCAAGUGCCCGACGAAAGAUGUCGUCAGUCUCCAAUGUGUUGAUUGUGGCAAAAGGUACAAGUUGUCAUCCAGAAUCGUGGGUGGAACAGCAAGCCAAGAGGGGAAUUGGCCAUGGCAAGUUAGCCUCCACUACAAGUCACGGCCAGUGUGUGGUGGGACCAUCAUUUCACGUGGCUGGGUGAUCACUGCAACUCACUGCAUCUUUGAAGAAGAAGCACAUGAAACGUCCAAUUGGAAAGUCUACAGUGGUUUCAUUUCACAAAGGCAACUCGCAAAAGCCACACUGAGUUUCAUCUCAAAAAUUAUUGUGCACAGGGACUACAAUGAACACACCAAUGAUAAUGACAUUGCUUUGUUGAAGCUUCGCAAUCCAUUGGUGUUUACAGCUAAAAUCAUGCCUGCCUGUUUGCCAACCGCCAACCAGCAGUUCCUCGAUGGAUCAAGUUGCUGGAUCACAGGAUUUGGUCUUGUGGACGAAAAUGCAAACUCUGCUUCUCACUCCCUCCUGGAAGCUCAAGUUAACAUCAUCAGCAGAACAACGUGUAACACAAGAAAAAUCUACGAUGGGCGUAUAACAGAUAACAUGAUGUGUGCUGGCAAGCUCAUGGGGGGAGUUGACUCCUGUCAGGGUGACAGUGGUGGGCCCCUGGUAUGUAAAGCAGACGGCAUCUAUUACCUGGCUGGAGUUACAAGCUGGGGGAUUGGUUGUGCUCGCGUAUACAGGCCAGGUGUUUACACAAACAUGCUGAAAUACAUACAAUGGACCUACUCACAAAUGGAGAGUAACAAGUAAUGACAUUGACCGACAGUGAAUACAUAGUCAACUACUAGCCGUGUUUGUUCAUCCCAGACAGUGGCACUUGUAUAAAGGAAGUUGAUCAGGGCAAGAGACUUUGCCUAUCACUUGUCCGGCACUGGAAGUAGCUACAAGGAAGAGAGUUUGUAUUGGUGUGGAGUGCAGGUUUACUCACUCAACACAGAGAACAUUUAUCCGCACAUCAACUGUUGAUGCCACACCUUGUCGAUCAGAAUACUUUGUCCGCCUUUCACUACUUCAUCUUACUUUAUUGUGAAAAUUCCUACAGAAUCCAAAGGUUAUUGGGUGUAACCGGCUCUGAAUGUAAACACUUCCUCCUUUCAAAGGUCUUGCCAGAGAUUUUCAAUUGGAGAUCCAGCACAACAUAAUUUAUUAUGACUGAAAAUUAGUUUUAAGAUACAGAGCCUGAAUUAGUCAGUUUCUUUGGAAAUUUAGAAAAGAAUCAUGUUCAUUUAGGUUCAAAAAUGCUUAUUAGUGGCCCAUUGACGUGAAGAGACUGUUUAAUUCCCACAGAUACAAGGAGUGCAAGUGGCAGUAAAUCUCGGCUGGGAGUGUGCGUGUUGGGAGGAUUGGCCAAUGGUGUUUAUACUUGUAGACACACCCCUGGGCCAACAUAUUGUUUGCACACCAAUGCAAAACUCAGUUUACAUGCCUUAAAAUUUGCAUUUCAAAUUCUGCCUUCUUUUGCAUAGAUUCAGGCAAAUGCGGGACAAAUUGCAGCAAAUAACAGUUGAUCAUAGACUAUGAACAAAGGUUGUGAAUAGACUGGCUCUGGGGGCUGUAGGUGCUUUGGCCCAGAACUCAUCAGAGUUUGGCCAGGAUAUAUAUCACUUGCUUCUGUUCAGUGUCAGUGUGUAGAUUGGGGCUCCUGCAAUGCUAACGAGCCUACUUACUUGUUUUGAUAUCAAUUGAGCAUCAGCCCAGAAGGAAUGAGAUAGGGCAAUCACAUGACAAUUCAACCUUCUUAUAUAUUGAACAAUAUCAUCCAUCACUCAGCUUGCAACUACACUACCUCCCCUGACACCAUCAUGUGAUCACAUCUUCUCAAAGACCUUGAUUACAAUUCUCUUUAAAAAAAAAGCAACACAUGAUCAUUAAAAAUAGUGCCAAAUCCGUGGAUCAUGGAACAUUUUAAAGUUAUUGAUAAGCUUUAAGAAUGUGCCUUUCCUCCAUUCUAUGGCCUGCAACAGCCAGUAGCCAUAUGUGUUUUAUAGGCAAUAGACAACAGGUGCUUCGAGCCAGCACUACCAUUCAAUGUGAUCAUCACCAAUCCCCUGCCUUCUCCCCAUAUUCCCAGACUCUGCUAUCUUUAAGAGCCUUAUCAAGCUCUCUCUUGAAAAUAUCCAGAGGACCGGCCUCCACCGCCCUCUGAGGCAGAGAAUUCCACAGACUCACAACUCUCUGUGAGAAAACGUAUUUCCUCAUCUCCGUUCUCAAUGGCUUACUCCUUAUUCUUAAACUUUCAAAAAUGUUUAUGGAUGCUCCUGCUUUCCCCCCACAUUCCAAAGAUAUGCAGGUUGGUGGCGAAUGUAGACUGCUCCUGUUGUGUGCGUGAGUCUCUGCACCUGAGGAGAGUACAUUGGCAAUGUGAGGUUAAUAACGUGAUGAAAUGGACGCUUGAUGCAUGGCAUGGUAUGGGCUCAGUGCUCUUUCCAUGCUGUAUGAAGCAAAGACUCACUCUAUAAACCUGUGCCCUGCUGUUGGUCCCUGGCUGUGUGCACUAUCAUUAUUGUAAUUUUCACCACCUUCCUCCAAGUCCAAUUCCAGCUUUGUUUUACCUCAUUGACCUCAAAUGGGGGCUGCCUAUAACGGUAACAACAACUUGCAUUUACACAGCACUUUGAUGAAGCAAAAACGCACCAUGACACUUUAUUGGGGAAUUAUCAAACAAAAUGUAAUAGCAAGGCACAUAAGGAGAUCUCAGGGCUCAACUAUUGGGUGAAAGGCUGAGUUUUUCUGAAAGAGAGAGAGAGGUUAAGG
Leucoraja erinaceus (little skate) is the source of this 4805-nucleotide messenger RNA. Its product is annotated as transmembrane protease serine 13-like. Lineage: Eukaryota; Metazoa; Chordata; Chondrichthyes; Rajiformes; Rajidae. Gene Ontology annotation, cellular component: membrane. The coding region runs from base 1311 to 2801 and encodes 496 amino acids. The transcript is spliced from 13 exons. Gene Ontology annotation, molecular function: serine-type endopeptidase activity; protein binding. The record is from RefSeq and is a predicted model, not a curated record. Gene Ontology annotation, biological process: proteolysis.